CUGGUGGUUGCCCAAGCCAGGAUUCUUCCUGAGGCCACUGGGUACUUCCCUCUGGCUUGGCAAGUGGUUUCGGCCUACGACAGCAGCAGGCUGCUGGGCAGCCAGCGGCCAGGCUACGGGACACUGCAGCCGGGAGCCGCUCCAUCCCGCAUGGAGGUGACAGGCUACCAGACCACGACGUGGCGGGUGGCCCUGUGCCACGCGGGCUCCGUGCUGACAGCAGGGCUGCUCCUCGUCCUCUUCCACUGGAAGCCAAGCCUGGAGGUGCAGGCCAAGUGCAAACCCUGUGCCCUUGGCCAGGCUGACUGGGUUAUCAUCAGAGUGAGUGACCGAUUUGGACAGUGCUUUACCACCAAGGUGCACACAGAGGCAUUGGGCGAGGGCAGCUUGGAGCAUCACCCUGGGGUCAGGCUGGAAGACCGGAGGACCAGCAUUGCCAUCGGCGUGUCGGAUGAGGAGGAGAGCCGCGACACCAUCCGGCUCCAUGAGAAGGAAGAGAAGAACAUCCUGAGGUAUUACCUGUUCGAGGGGAUGCGCUACGUCUGGCUGGAGCGGCGGCAGGCGUACUGCAAAGUCAGUGUCUUGGAUGAAGGUUGGACCUGCGCAGAUCUCCACCUCUCUCAGGCUGGGCUGGACCAGCAAGACCACAACACCAGAAGGAAGAUCUAUGGCCCAAACCUCAUCGAGGUGCCAGUCAAGUCCUAUGCAAGGCUCUUGGUGGAGGAGGUGCUCAAUCCCUUCUACAUCUUCCAAGUGUUCAGCAUUGUGCUGUGGGUCUGUGAUGCCUACUACUACUAUGCAGCCUGUAUCUUCCUCAUCUCCACCAUCUCCUUGGGACUGUCCCUCUACGAGACAAGGAAGCAAAGCACCACACUGCAAAACAUGGCCAAGAUGUCAGUGGGUGUCAGAGUCCAUCGCCCCAGUGGAGAGGAGAUGGUGGUGAGCUCUGCAGAGCUGGUGCCAGGUGACUGCAUCAGCCUCCCCACGGACGGGAUGCUGGUCCCUUGCGACGCGGCGCUGCUGACGGGCGAGUGCAUGGUCAAUGAGAGCAUGCUGACAGGGGAGAGUGUGCCAGUGAUGAAGACUCCUCUCCCAGCUGGUGGCCAAGCAGCCAGCACUGUCUAUUCUCCCGAGGAGCACCGAAGGCACACCUUGUUCUGUGGGACACAGGUCAUCCAAGCCAAGUCCUACGUAGGUGGAGAAGUGCUGGCUGUGGUGACCCGCACAGGGUUUUGCACAGCCAAAGGGGAUCUCAUCAGCUCUAUCCUCUACCCUAAGCCUGUGAGUUUCAAGUUCUACAAGGAUGCUGUGAAGUUUGUCAUGUUCCUUGCCAUCCUGGCUUUCAUCGGCACCAUCUACAGCAUCCUCAUCUUGGUUAAAAACCAGGUCCCUGUGGAACAAAUCAUCAUCCGUGCCCUCGACCUCAUCACCGUCAUCGUGCCACCAGCUCUCCCAGCUGCCAUGACUGUGGGCACCAUCUAUGCCCAGAACAGGCUGAAAAAACAGGGAAUCUUCUGUAUCAGCCCUCCCCGCAUCAACCUCUGCGGGAAGAUCCGCCUGGUUUGCUUCGACAAGACAGGAACGCUGACAGAGGAAGGUUUGGAUGUCUGGGGAGUGGUUCCACUGGAGAACAAUCACUUCAUGCCCAUUGUCCAUGAGCCUCGUUGUCUGCCUGCGGGGCCCUUGCUCUACUCCCUGGCCACCUGCCACACCGUCUCGCUGCUGCGGGGACAGCUCAUCGGGGACCCUGUGGACCUCAAGAUGAUGGAGUCCACUGGAUGGCGGCUGGAGAUGAUGGAGGAGGAGGAAGGUGGGCUGCCUGCCUUCCAGCAGUUUGGGAUGAAGGUCUUGGCUGUGAUGAAACCUCCACCUGAAGAAGAACAACCACGAGACAGGAAGCACCAGUCACCCUUGGGGAUCCUCCGGCGUUUCCCCUUCUCCUCCUCCUUCCAGAGGAUGAGUGUCCUGGUGAAGCUGCCUGGAGAAGCCUUCACCCAUGUCUACGUCAAAGGUGCCCCAGAGAUGGUGGCCAGCCUUUGCAGGAAGGACACUGUGCCCAUGGAUUUCUCCCAGAUGCUGCGGCACUACACCACGGAUGGUUUCCGAGUCUUGGGUCUGGCUUGCAAACCCCUGAGCAUGGUGACCACCUUUGAGGAGGCCCUGCAGCUUCCCAGGGACUCUGUGGAGAGCAGCUUGACCUUCCUGGGGUUCCUGGUCAUGAAAAACGUCCUCAAACCAGAGUCUGCUCCCGUGAUUCACCUCCUGAGGAACGCCAACAUCCGCCCUGUCAUGGUGACAGGAGACAACAUGCUGACAGCCAUGAACGUGGCCAGGAGCUGCCGCAUGGUGGAGCCGAAGGAGCGAGUGAUCUUCGUCACCGCCUCCCCACCCGGCCACGACAAACCUGCUGCUCUCAAAUUCGUCCUGGCUGAGCACUCCCAGGGCGAGGAGCAGCCCGAGCAGAGGGACAGCUGCUUCCUCCCACCCCAGCCCUGCCACUUUGCCCUCAAUGGAAAAUCCUUCCAAGUGGUUUGUGAGCACUUUGCUGACCUCCUGCCCAAGAUCCUCGUCCGAGCCACCGUGUUCGCCCGCAUGUUGCCUGACCAGAAGACUCAGCUGGUGUGCAGCCUGCAGGAGCUCAACUACUGCGUGGGGAUGUGUGGGGACGGGGCCAACGACUGUGGGGCGCUCAGGGCGGCCGACGUGGGCAUCUCGCUGUCCGAGGCCGAGGCGUCGGUGGCUUCGCCGUUCACCUCCCGCGUGGCCAACAUUGAGUGCGUGCCCAGGGUCAUCCGGGAGGGCAGGUGCUCACUGGUCACCUCCUUUGGUGUCUUCAAGUACAUGGCUCUGUACAGCUUGGUGCAGUUUGUGUCUGUCCUUCUGCUCUAUACAAUCAACACCAACCUGAGUGAUUUCCAGUUCCUCUUUUUCGACCUGAUCAUCACAACCACCGUGGCUGUGCUGAUGGGUCGCACUGGUCCUGCCCAGGAGCUGGGAGUGGAGCGUCCCCAAGGGGCAUUGAUCAGUGUCCUGGUGCUGGGCAGCCUCCUCCUGCAGACAGCUUUGCUCAUCACUGUGCAAGUCCUCAGCUACUUCAUCACUGUCUCACAGACCUGGUAUGUGCCACUGAACAGCACGGUGACAGCCCCCCAAAAUCUGCCCAACUAUGAGAACACUGUCCUCUUCUGUGUCACGGGCUUCCAGUACCUCAUCCUGGCCGUCGCCAUGUCCAAGGGGUACCCGUUCCGGGAGCCACUCUACACCAACGUGCUCUUCUUGCUAGUCCUCAUCCUCCUCUUCGGCCUCAUGAUCUGGUUGACCCUCUACCCACUGGGCUUCCCCAAAACCCUCCUGAAGCUUCACAGUAUCGAGGACUUGAAUUUCAAGCUGCUGCUCUUGGGGAUUGCUGCCCUCAACUUCUUCGCUGCCUUCGUGCUGGAGACCGCCCUGGACCAUGGUUUGCUCAGCUGCUUCCGCAAGCUGCGCCGGAAAAAAGCAUCCAAGAAGCUUUUCAAGAGGCUGGAGAAGGAGCUGAACCAGCAGCAGCCAUCCUGGCCCCCCCUUAAUGAGCCACUCUUUGCCACCCCCAGGAUGUCCAUCGCUGUCAGAUAG
This is a messenger RNA of Acanthisitta chloris (rifleman), 3612 nucleotides long. RefSeq names its product ATPase type 13A2 (gene ATP13A2). The transcript is spliced from 29 exons. Gene Ontology annotation, biological process: regulation of mitochondrion organization; regulation of autophagosome size; autophagosome-lysosome fusion. The annotation marks the transcript as partial. Lineage: Eukaryota; Metazoa; Chordata; Aves; Passeriformes; Acanthisittidae. The record is from RefSeq and is a predicted model, not a curated record. Gene Ontology annotation, cellular component: membrane. Gene Ontology annotation, molecular function: ATP binding; P-type ion transporter activity; ATPase-coupled monoatomic cation transmembrane transporter activity.